This is a messenger RNA of Aureobasidium pullulans EXF-150, 955 nucleotides long. RefSeq lists its product as uncharacterized. Lineage: Eukaryota; Fungi; Ascomycota; Dothideomycetes; Dothideales; Saccotheciaceae. The transcript has a single exon. The coding region runs from base 1 to 651 and encodes 216 amino acids. The record is from RefSeq and is a predicted model, not a curated record.
AUGAAGCUUAAGCUCAACAUGGAACUGUCUCACGUCAACGAACAAACCAAGAUGGACUACAUCCUCUCGCGCACCUCCGGCUCCGUCUUCGAGCGCCUCCUCGUCCGCGUCCCUGGCCACGGCCACGACCACGGCCGUCGCCCUGAUCUCGUGUUCAAAGACUCCGCGGAUUGCCUCUACCAAUUCAAUGAGUGGUACAGCGAUCGCCAUCGCGAGUCUCGUGCUUACACCGACUUCGAGCUCCUCCGCCAACGCGCCGACGAGUCGUUCGGAGACUUCUACACACGCUUCCAAGACCUCGUCGGCUACCUUAACCUUCCAGAGAGCCUCCUUGUUCUUAAGCUCAAAUACAAGCUCAACGACCGCUUCGGUUACUACAUCAACGACGGCAAAAUCUACGCCUCCGUGCGCGAACUCGUUGACCGUGGUGACCGCCUCGAUGCUGACAUCCACCUUCUUCCCGACGACCCCUACACUACUGACGACGACCACGACCACGACUUAGGCUCCGAGGCCUCUCACGACUCGCACGAAUCUCACGACUUCGUGGCGUCUGCGUUGGAGGCCUGCUGCUUUAGCUGGUAUGCGUCCUCUAUGGUCUAUGGGCGAGAUCCGUGUCGCUUCUCGUACGCCCAUUGUCUGUCAUUGUAGCGGUAUGUUUCGCUGACGACAAGGGUUUCGUCCACACGCUGUUAAUGGACAACGCGGAAUUGCUAGGAGCGAAGGCUUGGUUCACAUCAAAGAUGUCAUAGGACGGAAGCUUCGUGAUGCGGGAAGCUAGGCAAUCCUCGGUAUCCAUCUGAAGACCGAAUCUACAGAUCAUCAUGGACUCGACGAGUGUAAACAACGCAGGUUCGGUGUCUUUGCCAGGUGCUUCCCAUGAGACGAGUCCAAUGGCGUCACAGUCUAGCUCUUCGAGAAGCUGGUAGAAGGGUAAAUUUCUUUCUGGCCGGGU